AUGGCUCGCUUCCGUGUCAAGCAUCAGAUCCGUCCAUGGGUCAUGGAAUGCAUGUAUAUUCAUGUGGAAAAGUCACCCUUUUGCCGCCUUAGCACAUUUCACGCCCGCCGAUGCAACGCCGCACCGAGACCGAGAAAGUCAGAACGGACAGUACGCCGCCGGCAUGUCUCCACGUAUCAAACUCAACUACAUGUAACUAUUAUCAGAUUAUGCUUCGCUCCCGUUGAUUCCCGGCGCUGCGGGCUCAUCUUGCCCGUUGCCCGCCUCAUCGCAACCCAGUCUCGUCGUGUCGGCUUGAGGACGUCUUCCGGUUGGACAGUUCCCGUCCCGAUCGGGAGCCAAGUCAACAAGUCUAAUUGA
Messenger RNA from Fusarium graminearum PH-1, 360 nucleotides. RefSeq lists its product as uncharacterized. The transcript has 3 exons. The coding region runs from base 1 to 360 and encodes 119 amino acids. The record is from RefSeq and is a predicted model, not a curated record. Lineage: Eukaryota; Fungi; Ascomycota; Sordariomycetes; Hypocreales; Nectriaceae.